AUGGGACGUUUCAACACCAGUUUGGACAGAGGCUUCAUUUUGAUAGGCUUCUCAGAUUGGCCUCAAUUAGAACUCAUUUUCUUUAUUUCUAUUUUGAUUUUCUACUCCUUAACUCUCUUUGGCAACACCACCAUCAUUGUUCUCUCAAGACUGGACCCUCGACUGCACACUCCCAUGUACUUCUUCCUCUCCCACCUCUCCUUCCUGGACCUCUGCUACACCACCAGCACUGUGCCCCAGCUCCUGGUCAAUAUUGAGGGACAUGACCACACCAUCACCUAUGGAGGGUGUGUGGUCCAGCUCUUCAGUGUCCUUGCUCUGGGCUCCACUGAGAGUUUGCUUCUGGUGGUGAUGGCCUUCGACCGUUAUGCUGCUGUGUGUUGUCCACUGCACUACACGACCAUUAUGUACCCUAAGCUGUGCCACACAUUGGCUAUCAUCUCCUGGAUGGGAGGCCUGAUGAACUCUCUGACCCAGACAGGACUCAUGAUGGCCAUGCCUCUCUGUGGCUAUCAAAUGAAUCAUUUCUUCUGUGAGAUGCCUGUGUUCCUCAAGUUGGCUUGUGAAGACACAGGAGGAACAGAGGCCAAGAUGUUUGUGGCCAGAGUUGUGAUUGUUGCAAUUCCAGCAGCUCUGAUACUAGGUUCGUAUGCAAACAUUGCAAGGGCAGUGAUGAAGGUCAAGUCAGUGGCUGCUCACAGAAAGGCUUUUGGAACCUGUGGGUCCCACCUCCUGGUGGUUUCUCUUUUUUAUGGCUCAGCCAUCUACACGUACUUACAACCCAAGGGCAGUUAUUCUGAGAGCAAAGGAAAAUUUGUGGCCCUUUUUUAUACUGUAAUCACCCCCAUGCUCAAUCCUCUGAUUUACACCCUGAGGAACAAGGAUGUGAAGGGGGCUCUGUGGAAGGUGCUGGGGAGAGGCACAAACACAAGGUAG
This is a messenger RNA of Nannospalax galili (Upper Galilee mountains blind mole rat), 936 nucleotides long. Its product is annotated as olfactory receptor 10-like. The transcript has a single exon. Gene Ontology annotation, biological process: G protein-coupled receptor signaling pathway. Gene Ontology annotation, cellular component: membrane. Bases 1 to 936 code for a protein of 311 amino acids. Gene Ontology annotation, molecular function: olfactory receptor activity; G protein-coupled receptor activity. Lineage: Eukaryota; Metazoa; Chordata; Mammalia; Rodentia; Spalacidae. The record is from RefSeq and is a predicted model, not a curated record.